This is a messenger RNA of Eriocheir sinensis (Chinese mitten crab), 4117 nucleotides long. RefSeq lists its product as uncharacterized. NCBI's taxonomy places the organism in Eukaryota, Metazoa, Arthropoda, Malacostraca, Decapoda, Varunidae. The transcript is spliced from 7 exons. Bases 242 to 2248 code for a protein of 668 amino acids. The record is from RefSeq and is a predicted model, not a curated record.
AAAGAGCUCCAAGAGGGAGGUGAUGUCAUUUCCUCUCCUACAGAAGGCUUUGGAUGAAAAGAAAGGAAGAUUUCCUGUGUUCACACAGGAACCUGUCAUGUGGUGAGCAGUCUAACGUCACAUGGUGCACUUAAUGGAAGAUCUUGAAAGACUGUGCUUCUCUAAGACCACUGUGAAAGAUUCUCAGUCCAAAAACCAUUUGUGUAUAUUACUUAAAAGUGAUAUGUUGAACUAAAAGACCAUGGAAAAAAUUAUGCUAAUUCUGUGUUGGUGGUGGUUGGGGCAGUGCUUGUGCCAUGACCCUAUGCCUUCUGGAGUCAGAACAAACCCUCCCGUGUCUUCAACUCGGCACAAAGUCACAGGACAGUGGCUUCCCUCCCUGAGCACUACACUGAUAGGAGGAAGCGAAUCAUCAAGAAAUACUUCUCAGCCAGUCCCCGGCAUAAGUGAGAAUACCUACCAUAACAAAGAAAACAUUCCUCCUAGUACCCUUCCUGUGAAUAAGAGUGAAAAGGUGGACAAUUCAAGUGAACAUAUGACCCCUUCAGUUAGGCCUCCAUUGAACACCAACAUUGAUGAUCAUGAAAAUGCUAGAACAAACACCUCUUCUAGUACUGAUGCCACCACAGACAGCCAAAGCAGUCUACCAGAAGUCCUGCAUUCAAAUCAUGAGAUUCACACACAUGCUCAUGAUCACAAUCCAGUUUAUGAGGUUGAUCACCUUCCAGUCCCAGAAAGCUCUACAACAGGAGGUGGACGUGACGGGCGGGUCACCACACCCUCCAAAGAUCUGUGUUCCAACUGUCUCUGUGACACCACAAAGGAGAAUGUGUUUUGCAAACAUGACCAUGUUGACCAUAAUGGCAUUCACCACCUGACUCUGAAUCGCCAAACCAUUCCACCCUCAGCUAAAACACUGCAUAUUGUUGGCUUUGAGAAAGUGGUCGUUGUAAGCAACACCUUCUCCAGGGAAAAUCUUGAGCUGCGCAGCAUUCACUUUGAAAACAUAGAGUUGAUGGAGCUUCAUACUAAAUCCCUGCACUUCAGUCCCAUUGCAGAGCUAAACAUGGAGGUGGCAGUCAUAUUUACAAACUGCAGCAUCCCCAAAAUGCCCCAGCAUACGUUCACUCAGCUAACCAGAAGUGAGGACACAAGGCUGGACACAAAGCUUGAGAAGACAAGGUUCAUGAGUCUAAAGAUUGACAGAUGCAUAAUUGAAGAGAUACACAGCUAUGCACUCUACAAUGCCAGAGUGAUUUAUUUUCACAUGGUCGGGACAAAGGUUAAUCUCAUGGAGGAGAACAGUGUCCACCUUGAUUCCUUUGAUGACUGGAUCAUAGAGAAAAGUCAGCUGCCAAACAUGAUACAUAAGGCAGUGUGUCUUCGAGCCCAAGGCAUUGUGGUCUUCUCUCACAACACUUUCAUUGGAAUUGGAAACAGGUCUUUGAAUAUCAUAUCCUCCAACCAGGUCCUGUUUGAGUUCAACAAAGUCUCACAUUUGGGGUCAGAAGCACUGCUGGGUAUUCAGCCACAAAAAGAUUCACGUGCUGCAAACAUUGUCUUCCUCAACAACACCAUACUCAAGGCUGAUGAACGCUCCCUCCUCACUGACAGUCGAUAUCCUAUGCAUGAGCGCAAGAUCAUUAACAACAUGUUCAACAUUUCUUGUGAUUGCCAGGUUAUGACAGCCUUUGAGAGCCUACUAGGCAUCACCAGCUCGAGUGACUAUGAAGAUAUUAAGAUGUUCCAAGUAGUGACACGAAGGUCCUUCUGCAAAGGGAUUGGUAGUGUGAAGUCUUAUAUCAAAGUGCAGGCACACAUGACUCACAACUGCACUGUGCCCAUAACAAUAAUAGCAGCUGGCACUGCAGUGGGUGUUGUCAUUUUGAUUUUGGUGGUGGUUUGUGUAGUUUGUAACUAUCGCGUAAGGAAGGCCCGAGAAGAGGCUAACUACCUUGGGGAAUGUUGCUUCUCCCAAAGUUUUUCCACACUGCACUCCAACCCCCAACCCCUUAUGUCCCCUAUAUCAGGACUCCCAGGCCAGCCCUGGGAUCCCACCUCUCCCCUCCAACCCUGGGUAGUGGCUGUGCCUGAAGUAAAGACAUACAAAGAGACGGAGCUCAAUGUAUCAUAUGAACACACUGAGCCCAUGAAUGUCAGUCUUCGGGAGAGCUUCCCUCUUGAGCCAGGGCAAAUCCUUGACCUUCAACGGAGGACACAAAUGCGGUCAUCUUGUCCGUUCAACUGAGUGUGCAAUAAAUCCACAAGUAUUUAUAUCUUGGACAUACAUGUGAUUUUCAGAUACUGAAUAUUUUGUGGAAAAAUACUGGUGAAACAUCCUUGAUAUGAGAUGAAGUGCAUCAGUAUGCUAAACUUGCAACUUUGUAGCUUAUCACAUUUUAUGACAUAAUUCCAUUAACUUGUGUAAACUUCUUGCAAACACAAUUUCAUUUGAUAAGUCAUUUUAUAUGUCAAACACUUGGUUUGGUAUAUCAAACUCAUGAACAUCAGUAACACCCACUUUUUUCCCGAGUUUCCUUCCUCUGUUGUUCUAAAAUCUCCCUUAGAUUUACCAUUCAUUCCCCAGAUUUUUUUUAACAGCCCUGAUGAUUUUCCUCACUUCCAAUUAUGUUUUCCUCUAGUUGUUUUGAUUUGAUAGGAGUUAGGUUAGCAUGCCUAGCUACGAAUAGGCGUGCCUGGGUUCAAAUCCCGGCCUGGCCAGUCAGCGCACAGCCACAUUUUCUACACCAAUUAUUCUUGAUUGACGCAGUCCUGUAUAUCCGUCAUCACAGGAAAAUCCCUCAAAGUUACCUCCCUCAGAUGUAAACACGGGAAUGCUGCUGCCAUACUCCGCCAUGGUAAAGGUUCGGUACAAAGAUCACACCACAACCACAAUCUAUACUCUAUUUGACUGAGUCUUUUGACUUGUUUUCAUUAAUUUUGGAUGGGACUGCCACUCAUGCACUCAUUUCACUUAGGUAAUAACAAAGAGACAAGUCUUCUCUUCACAGGUAGAUCCAGUAUUUUUAUUUAUUUAUAAAAUAAUGGAAAAGUCAUAAAAAUAAUAAAACUUAUUAAAACCUCAUGUUAUCAUCUCCCAUGUAUCUCAUAGUUAAAUAUACAUGCUAUUCAAAAAUGAAAACAAGCAUGACAGGAUGGGAAGAAGAGCCAUGUGGAAAGUUUAAAAAAUGUGGCACAACAGGUUUUCUUUGAAGAUAAAUAAAGGCUUUUUGUAAAGAGAUUGUUGUCUGUGUAAGUAGUACAAUAAGCUAGUUUUGGAAUUAGUGGGGGACUAGGAAAAGCAUGUGUGCUUGUCUCCUUGGCUCUUCAUCAUACAUAUGGACGGGCAUGUGAAAGAGAUAAUUAAUUGAGAAAUACAUAAGGUAGAGGUGAAAGGAGGUUAUGACUGUUGCAAGAAGAAAGUGUAUGACUAGGGAAAACUGUAAACUCUUCUGCAAAGGCAACCUCUUCAUAAAAAGUUCCCAGAAGAAAAAGGGCAUCAGAGCUAUCUUAGAAAAAAGUAAAUAAUGUUCAUCAGAGAAACUAUCAGCUAAUAUACAAUACAUCUCACAUUAGUGACUAGUUUGGAGAAUAAAGGUGAAGCCUCAGCUUUAGAGGGAGUGACUCACCCUCAGGAAGUACUACUGACACACUUGACAGAACAGGAUUCUGGAAAUCCCAGAAAGGACUCUGAAAAGUGUCAGGACCAAAGGAAAUUGAACUCUGAUAAGGAGUGGUCCUUCCUUUCCCACCUGGCUCAGGCUUUCAUUAUUUAUAUACUUGUAGUGAGAAGAGGAGGGACACUUGACUCCCAACAUUGCUUAAAAAAUCAAAAUCUAUUGCUAAUGGACAAUUCUGUUAUAUAGAAUUCUGCUGGUAUAAAAAAAGGUGUAGUGUGACAGUGUGCCACAAAGGAAGAGUGACAUUUUGUAACACCGGAUAUCAAAAAAUAUUCCCUUGAAAUAUGAACCCAUUUUACAUGUUCGUUAUUUGCAUAGCUGUUAGUUAUGCCAAUACCAGUAUUGAAUUUAACACCACCAAUGCAGCAUGCCAUGAUGUGCCUGACUUCUGCAGCUGCUCUCACGUCUGGGUCACCUGUGACUGCCAAAAUGGUGUA